This is a messenger RNA of Melampsora larici-populina 98AG31, 1476 nucleotides long. RefSeq lists its product as uncharacterized. The transcript has 4 exons. NCBI's taxonomy places the organism in Eukaryota, Fungi, Basidiomycota, Pucciniomycetes, Pucciniales, Melampsoraceae. Bases 1 to 1476 code for a protein of 491 amino acids. The record is from RefSeq and is a predicted model, not a curated record.
AUGCCGCUGCUCAACGAUGUCAUGAAAGAGGCUUUACGCCUUUUUGAAGGUUGUCCGAUGAUUGCAACCGCUACUUGCGCAGAUGAAAUAUACAAAACGUUUUCCCGCCCCCCAUAUUUACCGCCGGAAGAUGCAGACGACGGGAUGUGGAUGACAGCCAAUCAAAAACUUGAGGACUUGUUUGGUCGAGAUGGUCAGAAGAACAUCUUAAAAGGCCCUGAAGGCAUUGCUUUGGUCAUUGACUGGAUCAAUAAGGCGCGCAAGCACCCUUCAUGGGAUUCACCAGUAGACAAAGAACGCAGACUACAUAAAAAAGGCAAUUUUGAUUCGGGAUCCGAUUUGUUGAUUAAGGUCAAAUUUGAGCGUAUUUGUACAAGCGUUGAGGAACUUCAAGAAUCUCUUCCAACUGGAUCUCAACCUGCUCAACCCAUACCGAACCGGUCAAAUGGAAUAAAGCGUUGGAUUGUAUCAAACUCGACUCUUGAUCUCAACGUUUCAGUCGCCGAGGAGCCUAAACCCCCUCCGAAACGACAGCAAAAAGUAGCAGGUGGAUCUACUACAAUUUUAAUCUCAUCUGAAGAUGAGAUUGUAUUUGUUAAAAGUAAUGUUAAAGGAUCAAAAACAGGCAAAAAUUCAAAGAAAAAAAACAUGAUUGAUCUAUGCCCGCUCUCGAAACCAGACCAGCCUUGCAUACGUUGCAAGGUUGAGCCCCACGAAAAGGGUAAGAUUUUCACGUGUCACUGUGGUGCGUCACCAGUCACUCUGCGUCGAGGACGGAUUGAAGCUGCACAAGUGCACUGGAAAAGUGCUAUGUGUAAGAACGCUACGGCUGCCCUGAGAACCAACACGCUCUUGAGCACGUAUUUUGUCAAAGACCCGGCCCUUCAACCCGUCAACAAGAACAUCAUCGACACGGUCUGCCUAGGUCUUACUGAUGAAACCUGGGUUCGACCUCGAGCCACCCAGACGAUUGCGCAAUUCAUGGAGAGCACUUGUACAAUCUAUUGCGGUAUUGACCGACACAAACUCUGCAAAGAACUCUUUGGACCUGAUAUCCGCGAGAAUGAUCUUAUCCCAUCGCAAAAAGCGCAAUUUCUUGCAACAAUGGACGCACGUGGAACAUGGGUGGUCAAGCGAAACGGUGACCGGAAUGCCAUCUACUCGACAUCUUGCGAGAAGACUUUCAAACGACACAAAAAAGACCCUACUCAAACUUGCAAACCAUGCCUUGAUUUGAAAGAGGUUGACAGUGUGGUUUCAGCUAUCAACCAUAAAUAUGCUGACAACGACAACUUCAAAUUUACACCCACCACCUUGCUAGGUAUCGAUACAUACCAUACUCUUAGGAGAAAGCACUUGGAGAAGCUAUCACUCAUGGCUAAGAAGGGACUUUUCCAGAACCGUGAAGCGAUGAAAGGCAUGAUAAUGGGAUGUUCUAUACGUGCCGAGCGCGAGGAGGCAGGAAAAUCUCUCUGA